AUGAUUCACAUCUCCUUUAAGAUUUGUUUUAUAAUCUCUUGUCUAUUGGUUCAUUGCCUAAAGGCUAAUCAGGACCAGCAUGUUACAGUUCAGUGUAAUGGAGCCUUUGCAAUUCCUGACUCGAAAACUGGUGUAUGUCAACAGGAAAUUCCUAAAAAGAAAAAGUAUAGUUGUGAUCUUUCAAGUUGUUCACUUAACUCUCAUCUUUGGGUCCCGAUGAAUAAUUGUCAACUUUUUCAAUCACCUAUCAAAGAUUUCAGUAAUCAACAAUGUAGAGAAUAUGCUUGGACUGGAUACGAUUAUGAUUGUAUUAAUCCCGGUACAUAUAAAUAUACGUGUCCUUAUACUCCUCAAAAUAUACCUUCUAUGAUUUGUAGAUAUUGCUUGGAAGUACCGUUAGGAAUCUUAUGA
This is a messenger RNA of Melampsora larici-populina 98AG31, 411 nucleotides long. RefSeq lists its product as uncharacterized. The record is from RefSeq and is a predicted model, not a curated record. The coding region runs from base 1 to 411 and encodes 136 amino acids. The transcript has 5 exons. Lineage: Eukaryota; Fungi; Basidiomycota; Pucciniomycetes; Pucciniales; Melampsoraceae.